CUGCGUGCAGCUGCAGCUGUAAAUGUUUGACAGAGUUCAGACCAGAGGAGCCUCACACUCUGCACCAUGAGUUCUCUGGCGGUCCACGUGGUGCGUCUGGGCCCGGGGGAGGAGCUGCUGGGCUCGCUGCAGGCGCUGGUGGAGGAGCGCCGUCUCCGGGCGCCAUUCAUCAUCACCUGCGUUGGCAGCGUCACCAAGGCAACGCUGCGGCUGGCCAACGCCACGGCAACCAACCAGAACGAGGUGCUCCACCUCAGCGGGCGCUUUGAGAUCGUCUCUCUGGUCGGGACUCUGAACCGGGACGCCCACGUCCACGUCAGCCUGGCGGACGGCGAGGGCCGGACGGUGGGGGGCCACGUGCUGGGGGACCUGGAGGUGUUCACCACGGCGGAGGUGGUGGUGGGCGAGGCCCUCGGCCUGCAGCUCAGCAGGGACACGGACCCCAGGACCGGCUUCCCCGAGCUCCUCGUCCAAAACAGACUCUCAGAGUGAGGCUUUUAUUCUGAAAGGGGUUUAAUCAGACACUGUAACCUCAUCAGAUGUGUGUUAGAGAUUUAAUAUAAAAAUAUAAAGAUUCUAAUAAAAGAACAGUGAAGUAUAAAGAGUCCAUUACAAGUCAAAGUCAUUUCAAAUUUGACUUAAAGCUCCGUGUUACCUUAAAUACCUAAUGUGACAAAAACUUUAUUUUUCUGGCACAGAAACACAAAAACAGACACACACACACACACACACACUCACAGACA
Molecule: messenger RNA, 743 nt
Organism: Centropristis striata (black sea bass)
Lineage: Eukaryota; Metazoa; Chordata; Actinopteri; Perciformes; Serranidae
Product: bifunctional protein GlmU-like
Exons: 3
Coding region: 67-492 (141 amino acids)
Source: RefSeq, a predicted model, not a curated record